Molecule: messenger RNA, 2055 nt
Organism: Hypomesus transpacificus
Lineage: Eukaryota; Metazoa; Chordata; Actinopteri; Osmeriformes; Osmeridae
Product: cytochrome P450 2J4-like
Exons: 9
Coding region: 215-1717 (500 amino acids)
Biological process (GO): xenobiotic metabolic process
Cellular component (GO): intracellular membrane-bounded organelle; cytoplasm
Molecular function (GO): iron ion binding; heme binding; oxidoreductase activity, acting on paired donors, with incorporation or reduction of molecular oxygen, reduced flavin or flavoprotein as one donor, and incorporation of one atom of oxygen
Source: RefSeq, a predicted model, not a curated record
UAUUGAGCGAUAAAGUACUGUGCGCCUUUUUACAUUUACCUUAAAGGGGAGAGUUCCAUAUUAGUGAGCACUAAAAUAACAAAAAGGUUGCAGAAGAAAAAGACUGUCUACAAGUACUUGUGUUAAGCAGUUUAUUGGUUAGCAAGCUAGUUCAGGAACCUGCUGACAUAACCCAAUAGAAUCCUUUUCAACCACAGUCCGUUCUUAGAGCUGAAUGAAGAUGUCUCUGAGCUCAACAGUUACAGAAUGGCUGGACAUUCCAAGUACUUUAGUUUUUAUUUGCAUUUUCCUUUUGCUUACAAACUUGAUCAAAAACAAAGCUCCGAAGAAUUUCCCCCCUGGACCUUUUUAUCUGCCUUUCAUUGGAGACUUACACCGUCUUGAUUCUUCAAGACUUCAUCUUCAAUUUGAUGAGUUCUCUAAGAAAUAUGGAAAGAUUUUCAGCCUCCGUAUAGGACAACCAUGGGUCAUUGUGAACGGACAUAAGCUUGUGAAAGAGGCCUUGGUUCAAAAUGGUGAAAACUUUGCAGACCGGCCGUCAAUACCCUUAAUUGAUGAUCUUAUUGGAAACCAAGGUAUUGUCAUGUCUAAUGGAAAUAAGUGGAAACAACAGAGGAGGUUUGCCCUCUCCACUCUGAGGAACUUUGGACUGGGCAAAAAGACCUUGGAGCCUUCCAUUCAAACCGAAUGCCAAUGUUUGAAUGAGGCAAUAAUGGGUGAAAAAGGUAAACCAUUUAACCCCCAGUUCCUAAUGAACAACGCUGUCUCAAACGUGAUUUGCUGCCUGGUGUUUGGGGACCGGUUUGAGUACAGUGACGGGGAGUUCCAAACCCUCCUGAAGAUCAUGAAUAAGGCAAUUCAGUUGGAAGGAUCCAUAUGGGCUCUGCUGUACAACUUGUUUCCUGCCGUCAUGAGACGAGUCCCUGGACCGCACCAGAAUAUCUUUAGCCACUGGAAGAAGGUCAUCGCCUUCAUAAAGAUUAAGAUUGAGGAGCACAGUGAGGGCUACGACCCGUCCUGUCCCAGGGACUUCAUCGACUGUUUUGUGAAGGAGAUUGAGAAGUUCAAGGAUGACUCCGAGUCUGGGUUCGACUUAGACAAUUUGAUUUAUUGCACUCUGGAUCUGUUUGUGGCUGGGACAGAGACCACCUCCACUACUUUGUACUGGGGACUGCUCUAUAUGAUCAAAUACCCAGAAAUUCAAGAAAAGGUCCAGAGAGAGAUCACCGCUGUGGUUGGCUCGUCACGCCCAGUCUCCGUGGCAGACAGGGACAACAUGCCCUACACGGAUGCAGUCAUCCACGAGAUCCAGAGAAUAGGAAAUAUCGUACCCCUCAAUUUAUCUCGCAUGGCCACCAAGGACACUCAGCUGGGUGGAUACACCAUCCCAAAGGGCACCUUGGUGGCGGGCACCCUCACAUCCGUCCUGUUCGAUGAAAGCGAGUGGGAGACCCCCAAUACGUUCAACCCGGGACACUUCCUGGAUGCAGACGGCAAAUUCAGACGAAGAGAUGCCUUCCUCCCAUUUUCAGCAGGGAAGAGAGUGUGCCCGGGGGAACAGCUGGCAAGGAUGGAGCUUUUCCUCUUCUUCACCUCCCUCCUCCAGGAGUUCACCUUUUCCGCUCCUCCCGGCACCACUCCAAGCUUGGAAUAUCAGAUAGGUGCCACACAUGGGCCCAUGCCCUACCAGCUGUGCGCUGCCUCACGCUGCAACUAAGUCACACCUUAAAAAUGACAGUCCCCUGGCAGGCCUAACAGGAAGAUUGAAAAUGGCAGUUUUGUGCACUUAGCAUUCGGAGGGUAUUGUUGUUGUCGGAUGAGGUGAAUGUGUUGCUAUUUGUAUUGCUGUGGUACAGGAAGCGCAAGGCUCAAACAUAAUGUAUAGAUUACACAGACUGAUAUGAAUGGUCUGUCAUCAUAAUCUUGUUGUAGGGUAGAAAUCAACUAUGAAACACCACGUUAUGUGAGCACAGUCAAUAUGGGGUUUUACAAGAGCAUAUCUCAUUUAACUGUAAGUGUAACUGCAACAUGUUAAAUAAAGUUGAAAAAAACUAC